AUGGCCUCUCAGCUCCUCCCCCUCGAGCUCAUUGAUAAGUGUGUCGGCUCCCGAAUUUGGGUGGUCAUGAAGGGUGACAAAGAAUUCUCCGGCACUUUGCUCGGUUUCGAUGACUACGUCAACAUGGUUUUGGAAGAUGUGACUGAAUUUGACUACAAUGGUUCCCAGAUCAAGCUCCCCAAGCUCCUGCUGAAUGGAAACAACGUCUGCAUGUUGAUCCCUGGCGGCGAAGGCCCCGGUACAAGCUCAUGA
Molecule: messenger RNA, 252 nt
Organism: Penicillium brevicompactum
Lineage: Eukaryota; Fungi; Ascomycota; Eurotiomycetes; Eurotiales; Aspergillaceae
Product: RNA-binding protein LSM5
Exons: 6
Coding region: 1-252 (83 amino acids)
Biological process (GO): mRNA splicing, via spliceosome
Cellular component (GO): U6 snRNP; U4/U6 x U5 tri-snRNP complex; Lsm1-7-Pat1 complex
Molecular function (GO): RNA binding
Source: RefSeq, a predicted model, not a curated record